AUGGAUGAGAGGUCUAACGCUGGGCCGCGCGCAGCUGAAUGGACAAAAGGGCAAAGGAACGAACACUCUGCUGAGGAGGCGGUGGGAGGGGCUCGUCACACUGAUGGAGGAGCGAGUGGCCUAAGAACACGCAAAAGAUGCACCAAAGAGGAAGCGACCCUAGAACAAAUAUGGAGAGUGGUAGGUCCAGUUCCGGAGGGCGGGCGGAUUGCAUGGCUGGCUGUGGAAGACGAGUGGAGGCAGUGUGCUGAGGAAACGCGUUGCGGGGCCUUGGCUUGCGUGCGGGCUAGCGAACGCCAGGACGACGAGGGCUGCUCACGCGCGGGCGCCAACGCGGACGCCUUCACGUGCCGCGAGGAGCAGUGCUGGGAGGCGGCGCGCCGCAUGCAGGCGUCCAUGGACUGGCGCGCCGACCCGUGCCGCGACUUCUACGCGUACGCUUGCGGCGGGUGGGCGCGCGACGCCAGCGCAUGGCCCCCCGCCGCCGCCGCGGCCGCCGCCGCCGCCUCCCUCGCCACGCUGCAGCGCCUCGUCGACCUGCAGCUGCAGAUGCUGGCGCUGCUGGACGAGCUGGGCGGGUACCUGCCGCCGGGCGCGCCGCCGCCCGACCUGACGGCGCUGGUGGCGCGGCUGCUGCAGGUGAACGGCGCGCCGCUCUUCGACGUGGACCUGGACGCCGACCCGCGCAACCGCUCGCGCCUCGCCAUCUUCCUCGACCUGCCGCGCCGCAGCGCCGCCGCCGCCCCGCUCUGGCAGCGCCCCACGAAACGUCGAUAUAUAGAAAUAAUUAUAAUUUUUCAAAUUGCUUGUUUAAAUAAAGAGCUUCUAAACAAUUUUGGAAAAAAAUUGAUCAUUGUACUUAAAUAUCGAAAAAACAAUUCGAAUGUCUUGUACAAUAUGAUGCUCUGCGUUGAAAACACUAUUCACACUUGUCAACCCACUGAAGCAUUUUGUCUGAAACAUUUUCUAUCAAUCCAAAACCCUGCUUCAUAA
This is a messenger RNA of Gryllus bimaculatus (two-spotted cricket), 993 nucleotides long. The record is from the annotation of a GenBank genome assembly. NCBI's taxonomy places the organism in Eukaryota, Metazoa, Arthropoda, Insecta, Orthoptera, Gryllidae.